AUGGAUCAAAAGAUCUUAUUGUAUAUGUUAUUUGUAGUUCUUCUUCCACUAUUAAAAUGCGCUGUCCCAGGAACAUUCUUCUGGAGACCAAGAUUGGGACUCGAUCUUUCUAUACCAACUACAGAAAUAUCUAUGAAAGUCCAUUUACCCUCAAAAGAAAAUAUUCAACAGGGUUUGGUAGUGAUGAUAGAAGGAUAUCAGGUAGGCAUGACCGUUGUAUCACUCGCGGCUGGUUUAUCGAGUAGUAUGGGGUACCCUCCUCUCAACCCACUCUCCGCCUACUUCUACACCAACGCCUACCGCUGGGCCCUCAGACAUCUCAGCCUUCUACCUUCGUGGAUCGGUGGUGGUAGUGGAAGCUAUUGCGACACACAUAAGGUUUGGCGACGACGUUUCUUUUAUAUGGAUGAGUUCGUUCCUUUGUGGAUGAGACGCCUUUUCCCUUUCGUUAGUGAAAAAGAAUGGAAGAAGGAAGAAUUGGAGUUCAAACGGUUUAAAAAAUAUUCUGAGCCCGCUUUUGGUAAACAUUAUCGUUAUCCAAAUAAGGUUUUCAAUAACUUUAAAUCACACGAGACUAAAGAGUCUACAGAUGUUAUUGAUCCAUCUAGUUCAAGUGAGCCAUUA
Brenthis ino (lesser marbled fritillary) is the source of this 624-nucleotide messenger RNA. Lineage: Eukaryota; Metazoa; Arthropoda; Insecta; Lepidoptera; Nymphalidae. The record is from the annotation of a GenBank genome assembly.